ACCUCCUUUUGGAACAAAACCAUUCUCUAGGGUUUUCGCAUAAUCCCUUUUUCAUAAUCAUAAAUUCCCGUUUCUUGAUUAUAAUUAUGCAGCGGAUGAUCAUGUUAUUGAUUUAGUUCAUCUAGUUUGGAUUCUUAUAGUGGGAGUUUGAGUGGUUUUGUGUUGUUUCCUUUUGUUGCACAUCUCCGAUGCAAUUGAUGUAAUGACGCAUCAUCUUCAACUAUCUGGCAAUGGAGAGGCAUAUCUUUUCGAUAAUCGUAAUGUUUUUGUUCGUGGCGGUCGUAAAAGACACUAUCCAGUUCAGUUGGGGAUUGGGUAUGGAUGAUGGGGAAGGUUAUGACGGUAAUUUAGGAGAGAAUGAUGACGGGUUUAUAAGCCUUUUUCAUCAUGAUUACUCGCCGCCUGUGCCGCCGCCGCCACCGCCGCAUCCGCCGUCGGCGACUUGUGAGGAUGACCUUGGCGGGGUUGGGUCGUUAGAUACUACUUGUGAGGUAGUUGAUAGUUUGAAUUUAACCCAAAGUAUGUAUAUAGCAGGGAAGGGAAACUUUUUUAUCCUUCCUAAUGUGACUGUCAGUUGUUCGGUUGUUCCAGGGUGCGAACUUGGCAUAAACGUUGCAGGUGACUUUAGUUUAGGCGAAAACGCGCAGAUUUUUGUUGGUUCGUUUGAGCUUGAGGCUGCAAAUGCAAGUUUUGCGAAUGGGUCUCUUGUGAAUACCACUGGUUUAGCUGGUGAUCCGCCGGAGCAAACUAGUGGGACCCCUCAAGGGCUUGAUGGGGCUGGUGGAGGUUAUGGAGGAAGAGGAGCCGCGUGUUUGAUGGAUGACAAGAAGCUUCCGGAUGAUGUAUGGGGAGGCGAUGCAUAUUCAUGGUCGACUUUACAGAUGCCAUGGAGCUACGGAAGUAAAGGUGGGACUACAAGUAAGGAGGUGGAUUACGGUGGCGGUGGUGGUGGGAGGAUAAAACUUGUGGUUAAGAGUCAUAUUGAGAUGGAUGGUAGUUUAUUAGCUGAAGGUGGAGAUGGGAGUGUGAGGGGCGGAGGUGGUUCAGGUGGCAGCAUCUUCAUCCAGGCUUAUAAGAUGAUUGGAAGUGGUAAUAUAAGCGCUUGUGGAGGUGACGGUUUUGGUGGUGGGGGUGGAGGAAGAAUUUCUGCGGAUGUGUUUAGCAGGCAUGAAGAGCCUAAAAUCUUCGUCCAUGGUGGUAAUAGUCUAGGCUGUCCGUCAAAUUCGGGUGCUGCAGGAACUUUUUAUGAUGUUGUAACCCGGAGCCUUACAAUUGAUAAUUUCAACAUGACAACUGACACAGACACACUUUUUAUGGAGGUCGCAUAUCAGCCUCUUAUGACAAAUAUUUUUAUUCAAAGUUUUGCGAAGGUUUCUGUCCCCCUGCUUUGGAGUCGUGUCCAGGUUCAAGGGCAAAUUAGCGUCCUGGAUGGAGGUAUCUUGACCUUUGGGUUAGCGCAUUAUGCUGUAUCAGAAUUUGAGGUACUGGCAGAAGAGCUACUGAUGAGUGAUUCUAUAAUCAAGGUUUAUGGGGCUCUGCGUAUGUCUGUAAAAAUGUUCUUGAUGUGGAAUUCACAAUUGCUUAUUGAGAUUGAGGGCGAGAAGAAUGUGCAGAAUUCUUUUCUUGAGGCUAGCAAUCUUAUUGUUCUCAAGGGAUCUUCUACCAUAAGCUCAAAUGCUAAUCUUGGGGUUCAUGGGCAAGGUUUGUUGAACUUGUCAGGGCCAGGUGACUGUAUUGAAGCACAACGUCUGGUUCUGUCCCUGUUUUAUGGUGUCAAUGUGGGUCCGGGAUCUGUUUUACGCGGUCCCUUAGAAAAUGUCUCUGCAAAUAGUGUGAUGCUGAAACCAAAUUGUGACUCUCAAGAAUGUCCACACGAACUGCUGAAUCCACCUGACGACUGCAAUGUGAAUGCUUCAUUGUCCUUUACUCUUCAGAUAUGCCGUGUUGAAGAUAUCCUGGUUGAAGGCCUUAUACAAGGGUCUGUUGUGCAUUUUCAUAGGGCAAGGACUGUUACUGUUCAAUCUACUGGGACAAUUAGCACCUCAAAGAUGGGUUGCAAAGGAGGUAUCGGCAGUGGGAAAGUGGUGAGCAUUGGCAUUGGCAGUGGGGGUGGUUAUGGUGGUAGUGGUGGGUAUGGUUGUCGUAAUGGAACGUGCAUUGAGGGUGGUGUUCCAUAUGGAGAUGCCAAUUUGCCUUGUUUACUUGGUAGUGGAGGUGGUAAUGGCAUUAUCACUGACUCAACUGCUGGUGGUGGCAUUCUAGUGAUUGGUUCGUCGGAACAUCCUUUGUCAAGUUUGUCUGUUGAUGGUUCAGCAGGAGCUGAUGGAGGGAGUUAUAAAGAGAACAUUGUCAACAAACAUCAUCAUAUUGGUGAUCAGGUUCAAGGUUCUGGGGGAGGAUCUGGUGGAACGAUUCUUGUGUUCUUGAAUGUUUUAUUUGUUGGUGAGUCUGGACUUCUUUCAAGUGUUGGAGGUGAAGGUAGUCCAAAUGGGAGUGGUGGAGGUGGCGGUGGAAGAAUUCAUUUUCAUUGGUCACACAUACCAAUUGGGGAGGUAUAUCAGCCCAUUGCUACUGUUAAGGGAAACAUAUCCACUAGGGGAGGGUUGGGUGGAAAUGAAGAUGGUGCUGGGGAAAUUGGAACAGUCACUGGAAAAUCUUGUCCGAAAGGGCUUUAUGGCACAUUCUGUGAGGAAUGCCCUGUCGGUACAUACAAAAAUGUUACAGGGUCUGAUAAGGCACUAUGUUUCGCGUGCCCUGUCGAUGAACUUCCCCAUCGUGCAUUCUAUAUUUCUGUCAGAGGGGGUACUGUCGAAACUCCCUGUCCUUACAAAUGCAUUUCAGAUAAAUAUCAUAUGCCAUAUUGUUACACUGCUCUUGAAGAGUUAAUGGACACAUUUGGCGGGCCUUGGUUAUUUGGUCUUCUUCUAUUGGGUCUUCUUAUCCUGUUGGCACUGGUGCUUAGUGUUGCAAGGAUGAAAUUUAUAGGAUUUGACGAGUCAACAGGGUCUGGUCGAACACAAGGCUCUCAGAUAGAUCACUCAUUUCCUUUCUUGGAGUCGCUGAAUGAGGUUAUGGAAACGAACAGAGUCGAGGAAUCUCAAGGUCAUGUGCAUCGGAUGUACUUUAUGGGUCAAAAUACUUUCACGGAACCUUGGCGUCUUCCUCAUACACCUCCAGAGCAAGUGAUAGACAUUGUGUAUGAAGGUGCAUUUAAUAGAUUUGUGGAUGAAAUUAAUGCUUUAGCCGCUUAUCAGUGGUGGGAGGGAUCAAUAUACAGCAUUCUUUUCUUCCUUGCUUACCCUCUUGCAUGGUCAUGGCAACAGUGGAGGCAAAAAUUGAAAUUGCAACGACUCCGUGAGUUUGUUAGGUCUGAGUAUGACCAUGCUUGCUUACGUUCCUGUCGAUCGCGUGCUCUCUAUGAAGGGCUUAAGGUAGCUGCAACAUCUGAUUUAAUGCUAGCUUAUGUGGACUUCUUUCUUGGGGGUGAUGAAAAGAGAAGUGAUCUUCCCCCUCGUCUUCAUCAAAGAUUCCCAUUGUCUCUUCUGUUUGGAGGCGAUGGAAGUUAUAUGGCUCCUUUCUCACUUCACAGUGACAACGUUGUUACAAGUCUCAUUAAUCAGUCUGUUCCUCCUACUACUUGGUAUCGUUUUGUAGCUGGUUUAAAUGCGCAAUUGCGGUUGGUUUGUCGGGGUCGACUUAGGGUAAUGUUUCAUACAGUUGUGGACUGGAUUGAAACUCAUGCCAAUCCGACUUUGGAGAUUUACGGUGUACGGGUUGACCUUGCUUUGUUUCAAGCUACAGAUGGGAACCAUUAUCAGUAUGGACUUCUGGUAUCUGCUGUACAGGUUGAUGGAGCUACUGGAAGGGCCGAACUAGCUAGUAAUGACGUUAAUGUAUUUCAAGAAGAUCCAAUUCAUGAUUCAAAAGAACUUAAGGCUUCAAAUCAAAUACACGGAGGUGCCGAUGAUAAUCUGACACAAAAGAAGAGUUAUGGUAGGGUAUUAGAUAUCAACAGUUUGAAAACGCUCAAGGAAAAGAGAGAUGUAUUCUUUCCCUUCACUUUUAUAGUUCACAACACUAAACCUGUUGGCCACCAGGAUCUUGUUGGUUUGGUGAUCUCAAUGCUACUAUUAGGAGAUUUUAGUCUUGUUUUGCUUACAUUGCUCCAGUUAUAUUCGUUUUCUUUAGCGGACGUGUUCUUGGUUCUGUUCAUUUUGCCACUUGGGAUAUUGCUUCCUUUUCCUACUGGUAUUAAUGCUCUGUUUAGUCAAGGACCCAAGCGCUCCGCUGGGCUGGCUCGUAUAUAUGCUCUCUGGAACAUAACGUCCUUAGUCAAUGUGGUGGUUGCUUUUAUCUGUGGUUAUGCUCAUUACUGCACUCAGCCCAGUAAAACAGCUGCAGACGUCCAGCCGUGGACCAUGGAGGAAAGCGAAUGGUGGAUUUUUCCGGUUGCACUAGUUGUGUGUAGAUUUAUCCAGUCGCGCUUCAUAAAUUGGCAUAUUGCAAACUUGGAGAUUCAAGAUCGAUCGUUAUAUAGUAGUGACACUGCAGCGUUUUGGCAAUCAUCAUAGUUGUAAGUGUAUUAGAUGAUGAACGUUUGCAGUUGUUCAUUUUUGAAGUACCUUUUUUUGGGCUAUUUGUUGUAGUAUAGGCAGCAUAUAAAAUGGAAGAUUUUGUUGCAAUGUAGGUAGAGCGAAAAGAAUGCUUCAAGUUUAUCCUCUUUGUUGUAUAUAAAUAAAUUCGCCAUAUUGUUUUAAAAUGAUUUUGUAAUGCACCAUGUUGUUGUACUUGAAUGCC
Molecule: messenger RNA, 4797 nt
Organism: Cynara cardunculus var. scolymus (artichoke)
Lineage: Eukaryota; Viridiplantae; Streptophyta; Magnoliopsida; Asterales; Asteraceae
Exons: 22
Coding region: 231-4571 (1446 amino acids)
Source: RefSeq, a predicted model, not a curated record